Molecule: messenger RNA, 741 nt
Organism: Histoplasma mississippiense
Lineage: Eukaryota; Fungi; Ascomycota; Eurotiomycetes; Onygenales; Ajellomycetaceae
Exons: 6
Coding region: 1-741 (246 amino acids)
Source: RefSeq, a predicted model, not a curated record
AUGAAAACGUUGUGGUGCCAGUUGGCGCAAUUUGGUCGCGGCAAGCAACCGCUAAACUCGCCGCCCUACGUAGAAUAUGAACAAUUUAUUAUUUUCGGCGACUCCAUAACGCAGGGCUCGUGCGAUCAGGGGAGAGGAUUCGCCUUUUCUCCAGCGCUACAGAGUGAUUAUAUCAGACGUUUCGAUAUCAUCAAUCGCGGUUUCAGUGGCUAUACAUCGCAACAGGCUCUCGCCAUCUUUCCAUGCUUCUUCCCGCCAGUGCAAAAGGCGAAAGUCCGCCUAAUGAUUGUCUUCUUCGGCGCAAACGACGCCGUCCUUCCUGGAUUCGAACAACACGUCCCCCUCCCCACCUACGAAGCCAACUUAAGAAAAAUCCUCACACACCCGCUUAUCAAAGAGCACAAGGAAACAAACCUUCUCCUCCUAACCCCACCGCCUGUCGAUGAGUAUCAGUUUUCCGCUGCAGAUACAGAUACAGAUACAGAUAUGGGUACGGAUACACCGUCAGGCACGCCCGAACCAGCCUCCGUAGCAGUAAUGCGCAAAGCGUCCCAGACAAAAAAGUAUGCAGACGCCUGCCGGCAAGUGGGCAAUGCGCUCAACGUGCCCGUCGCCGACAUAUGGACUGCAUUCAUGACCGCGGCAGGGUGGGUGGAAGGCCAGCCGCUCCCGGGAUCAAGAGAUGCCCCUGCGAAUAAGAAGUUGCAGGCCUUGUUGUCGGAUGAUGCGCCGAAAUUGUAG